Dicrocoelium dendriticum is the source of this 2121-nucleotide messenger RNA. The record is from the annotation of a GenBank genome assembly. NCBI's taxonomy places the organism in Eukaryota, Metazoa, Platyhelminthes, Trematoda, Plagiorchiida, Dicrocoeliidae.
AUGCAAUAUAAUUUUAAUCCCACCCACUCUCAUCUUGUGAAUGACAGAAACACUGAUUCCGACCGCAUUUUGUCUCCUGCUUUGUGCAUUUUUCACGGAGCAAAGUCAACUCACGGACAACUGAAUGUCACGCAUCAGGUGGGAUGUUCCAGUCGUUCUGGGGGCAAUGCGGGCGUGGUUUUGUUUGUCACCGACGCAUCCUCCUUACUUGCCUUCCUUACUAUGGAUAACGCUCCGGAGACAGCACUAGUUAUGGAGUACGAACUGUUCACCAAUGCCACUCUAAUGGCUGAAAUCCGCUCUCACCCGUCGUUAGUCGCAGGGAUAGUUGUAUUUUCUCCAGCUGUCCGUGAGAACCAUACUAUUCUUCCUUUUUCCGAAUCGUCAACUUGCCCAAAUUCUCUCUACGGCUACUAUGGACCUGGAAAGCAAUGUAAUGUAACUCCUCCCUGGAAUGUUUAUGGCGUCGAAUAUUCUGCUUUCCACUGGCCGUUUCCAGUCGUACUUGUUCAUGAUCCUCAUGGGGAGAUUAAGACAGAAAUCGCAUCUUGCUUUCGAAAAUUCAACAUGAAUCCCAAAGACGAUACGAGGUGUUCAAUCGAAAUCAGCAACUACAUGUCUGCGGUUCAAUCCGUUGUAACUUGCACUCGGCGACAAAAGUUGAUGGCUUCGUUGAUUUCCGAAACUAACCCUACGUAUUGCGAUGAACUGACAGGCAUCAAUAUCGUCUUGAGCGCCACAAAUACCUCAGUGGCUCGUAACGUAUCCGGAGUGGGCGAUGGAAUCGGGCGUGCUGCAAAUUCUUCCUUGCUAAUCCUUACCCGAAUGGAUUCGCGCAGCAUGUUCGAGCGAAGUGGCUUCGCAAGUCAGGGUGCACUUCCCGCUAUAGCGGUUCUGGUUUCCACCGCCGUUCACUUGAUGCGGCAGCCAUCCAUAAAAAAUUUGGAAGUGAAUAAAGAUUUGUUCUUCGCAUUCUUGGACAACGAGGCUUACGACUUCUUGGGUUCUACCCGUCUGGAUUACGAUUUGCAGAAACAGCUACUGGCCAACUAUAUGGGAAUCGCGCUCGGCUGGGAACACUUACAUAGCAUCAUUGAACUUGGCGAGAUCGGCCUGCCAAGUAAAGACUCCACCUGGAUGUAUUCUCUCCUCACAGAAAACGAAAUCUAUCAAAGCACGAGAUCAAUCACAGACUACUUGAUGGAUCAGUUGCAAAACGCCAGUAGGGACAUGGGUCAAAUUACCUUCACGAGACCUGAGUUCCCUUCUUAUACGCUAUUGCCACCGACAGUCUCAGUGCAGAACCUGCUAGCUCGUGCUCCGCGUCCUAUUCCACACGUGGUCCUGUUCGAUCACGUUGGCUCUCCGCUUCGGGAUCCGAAUUUCGAAAGCUUUCUGGACGUUCGUUGGCCUCCCGUGGGUGCUCCAGAUGCUGAUGACGCUUUGUUGGGCGUCGCGAACACGCUUAGCGAUGCCAUUCACCGUAUAAUCACCGUAGAUGCCAAACCAGUUCCUGCUAGAAUCUCCUCACCAACUCCCGGAGAGUUGAUGGAUUGCUUCGUAAACAACCCUAAUUGCUCGCUUUUUCGCCCCUUCCUCACCCCGAGUGACAUCCAGUUUCUUGUCGAUCUUGGCACACCUAUCCCCGGACAAUCUUAUUUGCCACUGAACAAGCACGAACUGAAGAUAUCACAUAUUGUGAACGUCUUGCUCAUGGGUUUGACUGGCGAAAGAACAGCCACAACAGACUGUCCGCCGCAGAAGGUGGACGAUCCAUACGUUUACUUCAUGGGCUAUUACAACGGCUCCGAGCAAUGCUAUCGUACCCUGUUGGAUUUAGCCUCCAGAUUUGUCCUCUCUUCUGGAGGAAUACCGACUGCCCCAGGCUGGAUGAAGAGCCGAACCGUUUCCGGUGCGCGUUAUGUGCGUUGGUAUCGCAGCGCUUCGCCGAUUAUCGACGGAUUUGGUAUAGCGCUUGGCGUAAUACUGUCAAUACUCACGGGGAGCUGCGCGUUUUUGUUGCGCAACGCCAUGAGAAUGGAGUCUGGGAGACAAGCCCAGUCGGAAAACGUAGACGUGGUUAACGAUCAUUUGCGGGAACACAUCUCAGUCACCGCAUAA